Nyctereutes procyonoides (raccoon dog) is the source of this 1997-nucleotide messenger RNA. RefSeq names its product asparagine synthetase domain containing 1 (gene ASNSD1). The record is from RefSeq and is a predicted model, not a curated record. Lineage: Eukaryota; Metazoa; Chordata; Mammalia; Carnivora; Canidae. Gene Ontology annotation, molecular function: asparagine synthase (glutamine-hydrolyzing) activity. Bases 1 to 1920 code for a protein of 639 amino acids. The transcript has 3 exons.
AUGUGUGGCAUUUGUUGUUCUGUGAGCUUUUCUGUUGAGAAUUUCAGCAAAGAUUUGAAAGAGGAUUUACUGUAUAGGCUUAGCCGGCGGGGACCCGACAGUAGUAAACAGUUGGUAAAGUCUAGCGUUGGCUACCAGUGUUUAUUUUCUGGUCAUGUCCUUCACUUAAGAGGUGUUCUGACUGCCCAGCCUGUGGAAGAUGAAAGAGGCGAUGUGUUCCUGUGGAAUGGAGAAGUCUUUAGUGGCAUAAAGGUUGAAGCUGAAGAGAAUGAUACUCAAAUCAUGUUUAACUACCUUUCCUCUUGCAAGAAUGAAUCUGAUAUUUUAUCACUCUUCUCAGAAGUGCAAGGUCCUUGGUCUUUUAUAUACUAUCAAGCAUCCAGUCAUCAUUUGUGGUUUGGUAGGGACUUUUUUGGUCGCCGUAGCCUGCUUUGGCAUUUUAGUGAUUUGGGCAGAAGUUUCUGCCUCUCUUCAGUUGGUGCCCAGACAUCCAGAGAGGUGAAUCAGUGGCAAGAAGUUCCAGCCUCUGGAAUUUUCAGAAUUGAUCUCAAGUCUACUUCCAUUUCCAAAUCUCUGGUUUUAAAACUGUACCCUUGGAAAUCUAUUUCUGGGGAGAAUGUUAUCAAAGAAUGUGUUCAUAGCCUGAUUCAAAUUUCAGCAAACUUGCCAACAUUUGUAUCAGUGGUAGCAAAUGAAGCCAAACUAUAUCUUAAAAAACCUGUUGUUCCUUUAAAUACGAUGAUGCCACAAGCUCCACUUGCAAUUCCUUGCAUUAGCAUCGCUGGUGUCCUACCUACAAGGGAAACACUUCAGAGGCUUCUUACUCAUGGACGCAUGAAGGAAGUAGUUCAGCAGUUCAUUGACGUCCUGAGUGUCUCAGUGAGGAGACGGGUCUUGUGUUUACCCAGGGAUGAAAACCUGACACCACGUGAGGCUUUGAAAGCUUGUGAUAGGAAAGCAAAUGUUGCAAUCCUGUUUUCUGGGGGUAUCGAUUCCAUGGUUAUUGCAGCCCUUGCUGACCAUCACGUACCUUUAGAUGAACCCAUCGAUCUUCUUAACGUGGCUUUCAGGACUAAAGAAAAGACCAUAUUAACUGGUUUUAACAAAAAGAGGAAAAAACAGAAAAGUCAUUGUGAAAUACCUUCUGAAGAAUCCUCUAAAAAUGACAAUGAUAGUCCUGAUAAACAGUUCUGUGUACCAGAUCGUGUCACAGGAAGAGUAGGCCUGAAGGAACUGCAAGCGGCUAACCCUGCCCGGAUUUGGAAUUUUGUUGAAAUUAAUGUUUCUCUGGAAGAACUGCAAGAAUUAAGAAGAACUCAAAUAUGCCACUUAGUCCAGCCCUUGGACACAGUGUUGGAUGAUAGCAUUGGCUGUGCAGUCUGGUUUGCUUCUAGAGGAGUUGGUUGGUUAGUGACCCAGGAUGGGGUGAGGUCCUAUCAGAGCGCUGCAAAGGUAGUUCUUACUGGAAUUGGUGCUGAUGAGCAACUUGCAGGUUAUUCUCGCCAUCGCAUGCGCUUUCAGACACAUGGGAUGGAAGGAUUAAAUGAGGAAAUUGAGAUGGAACUGGGACGAAUAUCGUCUAGAAAUCUUGGUCGUGAUGACAGAGUUAUUGGCGAUCACGGAAAAGAAGCAAGAUUUCCUUUCCUGGAUGAAAAUGUCGUCUCCUUUCUAAAUUCCCUACCAGUUUGGAAAAAGGCAGACUUGACUUUACCCCGUGGAAUUGGUGAAAAACUGAUUCUGCGUCUUGCAGCAGUGGAACUUGGCUUAACAACCUGUGCUCUUCUGCCAAAACGGGCCAUGCAGUUUGGAUCCAGAAUUGCAAAAAUGGAAAAGAAUAAUGAAAAGGCAUCUGAUAAAUGUGGAAGGCUCCAGGUCAUUUCCUUAGAAGACCUCUCUAUUGAAAAGGAGAUUGAAGUGUAAUAUUUCACGACGUAACAGCAUUUGCUGGAUGAUGAUUGUGUAAAAAUAAAACACUAUGCUGCUUUAUUAUCAUAUAA